CAGCCGCUGCCCUAAAAUCUUUGACGGCGCCAUCGGCUCAAGCUAUUUAUUUUUCACAAAUCCAAAGAAAAAACAAAAAGGUUUUCGUUGUGUAAAAAAAUGUCCUAUCAAUUAUAUCGCAAUACAACCUUGGGAAAUACGCUGCAGGAAAGCCUUGAUGAAUUAAUUCAGUAUGGACAAAUAACUCCUGGAUUGGCUUUUAAGGUCCUGUUGCAGUUUGACAAAUGUAUUAACAAUGCUCUGAGCCAACGUGUCAAGGCUAGAGUCACAUUUAAGGCUAAUAAACUCAAUACCUAUCGCUUUUGCGACAAUGUAUGGACACUUAUGUUAAAUGAAGUGGAAUUCCGUGAAGUUCAUGAGUUUGCCAAAGUAGAUAAAGUGAAAAUUGUUGCCUGUGAUGGCAAAAGUGGCGAAUUCAACUAGGAUGGCCAAAAUCAAACAAUUUUAUCCUAGUGUGAAUAAUUAUCCUAAUUUUAAUUGCAUAAUUCAAAGACAUCUAAAACCAACAUAUUUCGCAUUUCAUGUGAGAUCGUUUAGCAUUACAUGGGGCCAUGGUGGCUCUUGGGGGAAAAGGAGGGACGCAGCGCAUACAUAGGUAACAUUUUAGUUAUACAUUUAUUAUUUCUGAUAUUGAGGUAGUAUAGUAACUUCUGGAAAAUUGGUUUCGAAAUACGGAUCGAACAUGGACAACGGCAUCAUAUAUACCAACCACCAAUCAUUAAAUCGUUUACACCGAUGAAAUACAACGUAGUUUAAGUUUUUCUAAAUAAACAUAAAUUAAAGAGCAA
Molecule: messenger RNA, 788 nt
Organism: Stomoxys calcitrans (stable fly)
Lineage: Eukaryota; Metazoa; Arthropoda; Insecta; Diptera; Muscidae
Gene: TfIIA-S
Product: transcription initiation factor IIA subunit 2
Exons: 2
Coding region: 100-423 (107 amino acids)
Biological process (GO): RNA polymerase II preinitiation complex assembly; transcription initiation at RNA polymerase II promoter
Cellular component (GO): transcription factor TFIIA complex
Molecular function (GO): TBP-class protein binding; RNA polymerase II general transcription initiation factor activity
Source: RefSeq, a predicted model, not a curated record